CUUCACCAAACUAACGGCUCAGAUUCAACACCGUACAAUCCCCCAUUGACUUUUAUGAGUAAAGUCAGCUAAAGUGAGAGCUUAGUUAGCACAGUUGGUUCGUUCGUUCAAGACACGGGGAGCUCAACCCGCAUUUCCCCCCCUAAAACUUCCAUUUUCACAACACAAUGACAAAUUAGAGCUUUGCUCCUUCCAUUUCAUUAAAAAUCCUAUAUUUUCUUUAAUUUAAAAAAGGGGAAAAGCAAUGAGCGUCAGCCGUCCGGCGGUGCACCCGGUGGAGGCUCCACCGUUGACGGAGGCUGCGGUGCAUGGUCCUAGAGUGAGGAUGAAGGACGUUCAAGGCAUGCCCGGGACUAAAGGUGGCCUUUUUCUUCGUCUUUCUCAGUUCGUUUUCGCCAUUAUUUCCGUCUCCGUAAUGGCCACCACCAGUGAUUUCCGCUCCGCCACAGCUUUUAGCUACCUUGUUCUUGCUGUUGGCUUGCAAAGUUUGUGGAGCUUGUCUCUUGCAUUUGUUGAUAUAUAUGCCCUUUUGGUGAAACGGAGCCUGAGGAACUACAAAGCAAUCCGCUUGUUCACCAUUGGUGAUGGGAUCACGUCGACCCUUACAUUCGCUGCAGCUUGUGCAUCAGCUGGAAUCACAGUUCUGAUUGGCAACGAUCUCGAUAAAUGUGCUUUGAACCACUGCACUGGAUUCGAGACCGCCACAGCAAUGGCAUUCAUCAGCUGGUUCGCCAUAUCUCCGUCGUUUCUAAUGAAUUUCUGGUCACUGGCAUCCCAUUGAUUGUACUUCUUUGUUAUAGCAUUGUGCAGCCAUUUUCAAUCUGUUGUAUUGUCAAUUGCACCAGCAGUGUAAAUAGAUCAGUUUUGCUAGGGUUCCUAAGCUAAUGUUUUUUUCUCCAUUUCUAAAGUACCAUAUUUGGAUCUUUGAGGGAAAGCAACCAUGAAAUUAUAAAUUACUUGUUUUCCCCCUUUUUCUCUCAA
Molecule: messenger RNA, 981 nt
Organism: Gossypium raimondii (Peruvian cotton)
Lineage: Eukaryota; Viridiplantae; Streptophyta; Magnoliopsida; Malvales; Malvaceae
Product: CASP-like protein 5A1
Exons: 3
Coding region: 245-781 (178 amino acids)
Cellular component (GO): membrane
Source: RefSeq, a predicted model, not a curated record